AUGAUACUACUACUACUAUUCUUCUUCCUGGGCCUUUCUAAUGGCGCCAACAACGUGACUGAAACUACUCUCAAAGUUCUUUUGGAGGUGAAGUCAUCGUUUCUUCAAGACCCACUGAAGGUUCUGGCGGAUUGGAGAUUCAACAACACUAACUACUGUUCAUGGAAUGGAAUCACAUGCAAUGAUGAUAAAACCGUCGUGGGAAUCAACCUAUCUUCCUCUUCACUCAAUGGCUCAAUAUCACCGUCACUCUCUCGUUUACAAUCUCUUCUUCAUCUUGACCUCUCUUCUAACAGUCUUGUGGGUCCCAUCCCUGUCACUCUCACUAACCUCACUUCAUUGGAGUCCCUUCUUCUUCUCUCCAACCAACUCACCGGUCACGUUCCCGCCGAGUUCGGCUCCAUGCCCACUCUCCGAAUCCUCAAACUCGGUGAUAACCUACUCACUGGUUUUAUUCCUCCUUCGCUUGGGAACCUCGUCAAGCUUAGCUUUCUUGGACUCGCCUAUAACGCACUCGCUGGAACGAUUCCAACUCAUCUGGGUCAACUCACCGAGUUGCAGCAGCUGGUUCUUAAGGGAAAUAUGUUGACGGGGACGAUUCCCGUUGAGUUAGGGAACUGCUCCAGUCUCCAGAUACUCAACCUUGCAAGUAACAAGCUGACGGGUCAGUUACCGAGUCAACUCGGGGAGCUGAGUGAACUCACUGACUUGGUCCUCAUGGAUAACCAGCUUGUGGGUAACAUUCCAAAGUCUCUUUUUCAACUGGGCAAGCUUCAAAUUCUGGACUUGUCAAUGAACAAUCUCACUGGAGAGGUUCCAGGUGAGUUUGGAAACUUGAGAGAGUUACAGAACUUGAGUCUCUCUUGGAACCAAUUUCAUGGUAGUACUAUUCCUAGUACUAUGUGUUCCAAUAAUGCAUCAAAGUUGGUGUCUUUGAGUAUUUCAGAUUGUGGGCUUCAUGGUGUGAUUCCAAUUGAGUUAGCUCAGUGUGUAGCAUUGAAGGUUCUUGAUUUGGCUAAUAACUCUCUCAGUGGUUCAAUCUCUCCCUUCAUUAUUGGAAACCUUACAAAUUUGGAGGAAAUUUAUUUGUACAGAAACAAGCUGAAUGGUUCUUUUCCUAGAGAGAUUGGGAAGCUUGGCAAGUUGCAAAGUUUGUCCCUUUUUGAGAAUCAAUUAUCUGGGCAGAUACCUUCGGAGAUUGGUAACUGUCUAGGGUUGCAAUUGAUUGAUCUUUUUGGGAACCAAUUCAGUGGUGGGAUUCCGAUCACUAUUGGAAGGCUUAAAGAGUUGAAUUGGUUUCACCUUAGGAAUAAUAACCUUGAGGGGAAAAUUCCUGCCACACUUGGUAACUGUCAAAAGAUGAAGAUGAUUGAUCUGGCAAAUAAUCAGCUAUCAGGUUCAAUUCCGGCAACAUUAGGGUUCCUGAGAGGAUUGGAUCAGCUCAUGCUAUACAACAAUUCUCUUGAAGGCAAUCUUCCUCACCAGCUUGCAAAUGUAGCAAACUUGACAAGAGUGAACCUUUCAAGGAACAAGCUUAAUGGUAGUUUGGCUCCAUUGUGUAGCUCAAGUUCAUUUCUUUCCUUUGAUGUAACUGAUAAUAAAUUUGAUGGUGUGAUUCCCUUUCAAUUGGGAAAUUCACAUUCUCUUGAUAGGCUCAGAUUAGGUAACAAUAGAUUUUCUGGUGAAAUUCCAAGGACAUUGGGGAAAAUCACUGAGAUGACAUUGUUAGACUUAUCAAGAAACUCACUCUCUGGACCAAUACCAGAUGAGCUUUCCUUGUGUCACAAUCUUUCCCACAUUGAUCUGAACAACAAUUCGCUGACUGGACCGAUACCAUCGUGGCUCGGAACCUUGCCGGAACUGGGAGAGCUUAAGCUCUCGUUCAAUCAACUUUCUGGGUCUCUUCCAUUAGGCCUAUUCAAUUGUACAAAGUUGCUAGUACUCUGCCUUGAUGGAAAUUCCCUUAAUGGAAGCCUCCCAGGGCAUAUUGGUAAUCUUACAUCACUGAAUGUCCUUAGGCUUGGCCAAAACAAUCUAACUGGGUCAAUUCCUCAAACAGUUGGUAGGCUAAUCAACCUUUAUGAGCUGCAGCUUUCAAGAAAUGGAUUCAGUGGUGAGAUUCCGUUUGAGAUUGGAAACCUUCAGAAUCUUCAAAACAUUCUGGACCUCAGUUACAAUAAUCUCUCUGGUGAGAUCCCAAGUUCAAUUCGUUCGCUUUUGAAAUUGCAAGCUCUUAAUCUUUCCCACAAUCAACUCAGUGGUGGAGUCCCUCUGCUGCUUGGUGAAAUGUCAAGCUUGGACCAACUUGAUCUCUCUUACAAUAAUUUACAAGGCCAGCUGGAUAUGCGAUUCUGCCGCCGCUGGCCUUUGGAAGCUUUUGCCGGGAACCUUCACCUUUGCGGCGCCUCUAAGUGCAGCAAAGUCUCUUCCGUUUCAAGUAUUGUUGCAAUUGCAAUACUAAUGUUUGCAGGCAGAGUUUUCCUUAAAAACAAGCAAGAAAUUUUUAGGAAGUUUGGUGAAGUGAAUUGCAUUUACUCCUCUUCUUCACAUGCAAAGAAGCGAUUUCUGCUUCCUCUUAACAUUGGUGGGAACCGAGAAUUCAGGUGGGAAGAUAUCAUGGAUGCUACAAACAAUCUAAGUGAGGAAUUCAUCAUUGGUUCUGGAGGUUCCGGGACGGUGUACCGAGCCGAAUGGGCCACCGGAGAGACAGUAGCUGUGAAGAAGAUUUCAUUCAAAGAUGAGUAUCUCUUAAACAAGAGCUUCAUAAGAGAAAUGAAGACUUUGGGGAGGAUUAGGCAUAGACAUUUGGUGAAACUGAUUGGUUGUUGUAGCAACAGAAAGAAAGGAUGUUCAGGUUGGAAUCUGCUGAUAUAUGAGUACAUGAAGAAUGGGAGUGUGUGGGAUUGGCUUCAUGGAAGAACAUUGAAGGAAAAAGGGAUCCUUGAUUGGGAUGCAAGGUUCAGAAUUGCUGUGGGAUUGGCUCAUGGAUUAGAGUACCUUCAUCAUGAUUGUGUUCCAAAGAUUAUUCAUAGGGACAUCAAGACCAGUAACAUAUUGCUGGAUUCAAAGAUGGAUGCACAUUUGGGUGAUUUUGGACUUGCAAAAGCACUCAUUGACAAUUCUGACUCCACUUCCUGUUUUGCUGGCUCUUAUGGUUACAUAGCCCCUGAGUAUGCAUACACAAUGAAGGCAACAGAGAAGAGUGACGUGUACAGUAUGGGAAUUGUGUUUAUGGAACUUGUAAGUGGCAAAAUGCCAACAGAUGAAGCUUUCAGGGGAAACAUGGACAUGGUGAGAUGGGUGGAGAUGCACUUCCACAACCAAGAUGCCGCCAUGCGUCAGGAGCUCAUAGAUCCUGAGCUGAAGCCGCCUUUACCCACCGAGGAGUUUGCCGCGUUCCAAGUGGUUGAGAUAGCCACGCAGUGUACAAAAACUGCACCACAGGAGAGGCCAUCUUCAAGGCAAGUUUGUGAUCUUCUUCAGCAUGUUGCCAAAAACAAGAGAUUCAAAUUUGAGAAGAAGGAACUUUGGGAGUCAACACAAGUGAUCUGA
Molecule: messenger RNA, 3552 nt
Organism: Arachis stenosperma
Lineage: Eukaryota; Viridiplantae; Streptophyta; Magnoliopsida; Fabales; Fabaceae
Product: LRR receptor-like serine/threonine-protein kinase GSO1
Exons: 3
Coding region: 1-3552 (1183 amino acids)
Biological process (GO): protein phosphorylation
Cellular component (GO): plasma membrane
Molecular function (GO): ATP binding; protein binding; protein kinase activity
Source: RefSeq, a predicted model, not a curated record